Colletes gigas is the source of this 5341-nucleotide messenger RNA. RefSeq names its product ELAV-like protein 2. The coding region runs from base 819 to 1910 and encodes 363 amino acids. Gene Ontology annotation, cellular component: ribonucleoprotein complex. Lineage: Eukaryota; Metazoa; Arthropoda; Insecta; Hymenoptera; Colletidae. The transcript is spliced from 8 exons. Gene Ontology annotation, molecular function: RNA binding. The record is from RefSeq and is a predicted model, not a curated record.
GCCGGUGUGUCCAGUCUCUAGGCAGCCUCCGCCCGUGUCGUAUCGUUAUUUCCGUUUCCUUAGUAUAGUGUUUAACGCUUUAAUUUCUAGUCUCGCGUAAUCCUCUACAAGUUCAUCACACGUUACGUACACACACUCGUAUUCUAUCGUUUCCAUAGACACACACACACACAUACACACACAUACACACGUACACGCGUAUACACAGGUUUGGCGCGCAUAUAUGUAUCACGGCGUGUACACGUACUCCCGGGCCCGUAUUUUCAUUUCACGACGAACGCGAGUACAUUGGCGGCCCGCGGUCCACCGGAUGGUUCUGCUCGUAGCUGUCGUGUCCGCGUCGCUGGCAAAAUAGUGAGAUCACAGGAAGCGAGCAUAAAUGCCGAUUAACGAGCGCUCGCGUCGUACUUUUCUUUCAUUGAUUUCCCCUUCUGUUCCGGGCGGCGGUGCGAGAGCGUGAUAGUAGUAGGUGAACCAUAGAGAAAGAGUUUUAGAGAUCAGGGACGAAGCGCGAGAGAAGCGAUAGACGCCGCAUAAACGCACAGGGCAGGUUCGCUGCUUGAGGUGCUCGGGGUUCCGCGUGUGUGCAUUCUCGGGGGAGAAAAAAAAGCGAUAAACGACGUCGAAGGAAAACAACCGGGUUGGAGAGAAGUGUCGCGGAAAGGAAAGUGUUUCUCUCUGUGUCGUUUGCUGUGUGUGUAUGUGUGUGUCUCGUGUGCUUUCGCGUACAUCGAUAAGGUAGAUAGCGGAUCCGGAAAGGAGGUGAAGAAUUAAACAGAUUUCGUACGUAGUUAGAGACGAUCCGGUAGAAGAGUGCAAUGAUGGCGAACGGAAUGGACACGGUUGUGCAACAAAACGGUGGUUCCAACCUCGGGCAUGCCCCGCAGGAAGAGUCCAAGACGAACCUGAUCGUCAACUACUUGCCGCAGAGCAUGAACCAGGAUGACAUCCGUUCACUCUUCUCCAGCAUAGGCGAGGUGGAGAGCUGUAAAUUGAUCCGCGACAAAAUCACCGGUCAGAGUUUGGGUUAUGGUUUUGUUAACUAUCACCGGCCGGAGGACGCUGAGAAGGCCAUAAACACGCUCAAUGGUCUUCGUCUGCAAACCAAAACGAUCAAGGUGUCGUACGCGAGACCGAGCAGCGAGGCGAUCAAAGGCGCGAACCUUUACGUCAGCGGUCUGCCGAAGAACAUGACGCAACAAGACUUGGAGAAUCUGUUCUGCCCUUACGGCAGAAUCAUCACGUCGCGGAUACUUUGCGACAACAUCACCGUUCGACAGAUUCUGACCGGCGGCGGAGACUAUUUGCCCGGAUUGUCGAAGGGGGUCGGUUUCAUAAGGUUCGACCAGCGGGUCGAGGCCGAGAGGGCGAUCCAAGAAUUAAACGGUACCAUUCCGAAGGGCUCGACCGAGCCGAUCACCGUCAAGUUCGCCAACAAUCCAAGCAACAACAACAAGGCGAUACCGCCGUUGGCCGCCUAUCUGGCUCCGCACGCGACCCGACGAUUUGGCGGCCCGAUCCACCAUCCAACCGGCCGCUUCAGCACUGGCAAGGCCAUGCUUGCCAUUAACAAAGGCUUACAGAGGUAUAGCCCGCUAACAGGCGAUCUAUUGGCGAACUCGAUGCUGCCCGGACACGCGAUGAACGGAUCCGGCUGGUGCAUCUUCGUCUACAAUCUGGCGCCGGAGACCGAGGAGAACGUGCUGUGGCAGUUGUUCGGUCCGUUCGGCGCCGUCCAGUCGGUCAAAGUGAUCCGCGACCUCCAGACGAACAAGUGCAAGGGGUUCGGUUUCGUGACGAUGACCAACUACGACGAGGCGGUGGUCGCCAUACAGAGCCUGAACGGUUACACGCUCGGUAACCGGGUACUCCAAGUCAGCUUCAAGACGACCAAGAGCAAGGCGUCGUAGGACAAGCAACAACAACGCAAACAACUCCACGCAACCACAGCCACGAACGCGGACACGGACACGGGUUCGAACACAAACACAAACACGAACAUGAACACGAACACGGAUCUAACCACGACCACGAACACGACCACGAACACGAACACGAGUACGACCACGAACACGGACGUGAUCGUUUCAUCGACCGCCGCCACGGCCUCGGGGACGUCCGCGACCGCCGCGAUCGCUGUGAUCACGACGCCAUCGCCGAGGACCGUCGAGGCGCUCGCGGCAAUCGCGCAUGCUUCCAGUAAGAAGAUGGACCACCAACCGAACCAACUAACUCGUUAUAGCGUCAGGGGCGCGGUGUACCGACCGCCGCGCAAUUACGAGUACUUGUACGACUUGAUAACCGACUCCGAUUUCGACACGCCGGACGAGAACUGCUGGUUGUCAGCCUGCUUCGACGAAUGAGGCCCGGAGGUAUCGUUAGACCAGGAUACGACCACGACGACGGGAUCCCUGUUACGUCGAUGGGCUACGAUGUCGCGGAACAAGACGGGGUGAGAGGGAGAGAGAGAUAGAGAGGUGUGCAAAACGUGCACGUGUGCGUGUAUGGCGAGAUAGAGAGGCCGUGAGUAUGGGUUACGUGCUGCGUGUGUGCGUGUGUAUGUAUGUGGGCCAGAAGGGGGUAGAGUUCGGGGGUCGAGGAGGAAACCGACGGGGCAAGUAGAUCUCGUGGACCGUGGCUGCGGAGACAACCUGUGGAGGAACUUGGCAUUUUCUUUCCGUUCUGCUCCCCGUUGUCCCUCUCUUUUUUCGGGCAGCUCGACACACGGUAGCUUUACGGGCCCUGCCGUUGCGUGUGGCGAACGAAAUUCUAUUCCAAUUCUGCUGGGAACCUCUUCCGGGGGAAGGCCACAGAACGCCUGAAACGAAGCAGCGCCAUCUAGAAUAACAGCGCCAUCUAGAGCAGCCAUUAAGAAGGCACACGUUUGUACGAGCGUUUCUUUCACUGUUUUUUCGUACGCAGAGUCCCACACGCCACGGAACGGCCCUGUAUCUGUAUAAUAAUACGUGCGCUGGUGCACAUGGGGGGUAGUUUCCGGCGAGGAUCGAUGAAAGUAGCGCGAGGGCUGCGUAGAACCGGGGGAGGUGGACGGGGAGAGAUACGAUCACCGGGGGAGCUCGCGACACGCGAUAAAGGACGCGUGGUCGCGACUUCCGGUGCUCGUUUCUUUUACACCUCCGUUCCCCCCUCCCCUUGCACGACACCAAAGAGUCACCGACGUCAGGCUGUGAGCAUGAAACGGAAUUCGACGCGAAAAUAACGAGCAUCGAUCGACGAGGUUCCGGAAUUAACACUUUACCGGUCGGUAAGCGUUGGUCGGUAAAAAAGUUGAUUAGUACGCUAUCGGUCGGUAAUGUGUUGGUCGGUAAAAAGGUCGAUUAAUAGGCUAUCGGUCGGUAAUGUGUUAAGAACCUCCGAGCCGCGUUCUCGGCUCGACCGGAAGCGGAGGAUCGUUGGGAGGUCGAGGGCUGCGCGGGAACGUGGCUUUUCCACGCCUUUCCGAUCGAAUUCCCUUCGCAGUGAUCUCAUCGAAGCCACGGAUCCCGCGUUUCGAGGACGUGGCUGCUACCCCUUAACGCUCGAACAGGUUUCAAGGUCUCACACGCACAGAUCAUUCGUCUUCUGAGGUUGUGGGAACGUACAUUCUGCAGUUUCGGGCGGUCCGCGUAUUUUUAACGGGAUGAAGAGAGAAAUAGGAGGGCGUAACCGCGGUUGAAAACCGUGCACGAUAUAUUUUAUAACAGGGGCAACACAGUUUUAGAUUCUCGAUUAUUGAAAAGAGUAAUAGCGCGCGUCUGACGGCGCGGGGGGUGUAAUCAAUCUCUAAAGUAGACAACAAGGCACUAUAAGAACGAAGACUGAACCGAAGUAACGCUGGUUUGUUCAUUCGAUGUACAAGGAUUGGCGGCCAGACUGAAACGGACGAGCGUUGAGGGGUCGAGACGAUUCUAAACGAGGCAUCUCGCGUUCAAAAUGGCGGACUAGAAGUGUGGGUGGUUGUAUCCAAUCGAAACACGGAACGUGCACGAGGCAAACCCGAGUUAAACAUAAUCCAGUCUACGUAGAAACGAUAUUUCUAUUGCAAAGUAUAGACAAAGGGAAAUGAAAAUUGCACAUUGUUUGAAUGUGUGUUGAACGCGUCUGUGAACGUUCCGUGGACAAAAUGGACGAUGUAGAUCGUGUCUGAUGCGAAAGAAAGGAUGGACAGGCCGUGAGGCGAGAACGGGACGGGGACAAGAUCGAUCUAUCGAUCAGCGAAGUAGUUCUCUCGCGCGCGACUUACGCGGAAACCAAAGAAAAAUUUAAAGAGAACGAUGAACGUACUUAAAUCUUAAUCCUCCGUAUUUAAAAUCCGUAGUUGAAUUUAAGACGUCGACGAGUACCGGAAAGACGAAUUAUAUAUUAUCGUACGCUAUUUAAGGAGAUACUUUUUAGGGGCUCACGUGCAUACGAGAGAUCUCGAUAGAUCCCGCGGUAAUAAACGAGGACAUCGAGACGCUCGACCCGAGUUUUUUUUACGUUCGUUCGGUUACGUAAAACUGUACUUUUUUUCGUUGCUAGUCAAGCUCUUGUACUUCUCUGUCGGUUCUGGCCAAAGAGAUCCGCAGCUGGUCGCGUUGGUCAAAAUGCGAGGACCUUAUUUUCAUUAUUUGUUUUCUUUUUUUUUUUUUCUUCUUUACGUAUAGGCGAGAUGUGUUAGCUAUAGUACAAAGUGCAUUCUCGAGCGCGCAGUCUGAUUUUACCCGGAGCUUUUUCUGUAUAAAAAAAAAAAUAGUCCCUUCGAGUGUGCACCGUUUCGUAGGAAACUCGUUGGCGCCUUUUUUUAAAAAAAAAAGAACGCGCUUGCGCGACAGGGACGUGUGUGAAAGGGAACCGCCGUUUCGCGGCCGAAAUACUCCAAUUUUUAUAAAACGCCGAACGGGUUCGUUCGCUUACUUUUCUUUUUAAAAAUACAAAGAUAAAAAAAAAGAUAAAAAAAAAUAUAUAUAUAUAAAAAAAAACACAAGUCUAACGUACAAAACGAUAUUCGAUGAACGAGAUGUGCUUGCAAUAUUAUCAUCGUACACGCUCGAGACGGUGCACGGUCAAUGUGAUACAGAUCGAGGGGGGGCGAACGAAUGAUCCCGUCGAUCGUCGCAACGCGUGUCUAGUCUACGUGCAAAGGGGGCGCUGUACGCCGCUGAACGCGAGUAAACGACUCUCCACGGGGAAAAAAGAAAAAAAAAAAAAACGACAGAUCUUUUUAGAGUAUUAAGGUUAAUCAGACAGGAUCGAUAAGAAGGCGCGAUUUAGGCGGUACGAUGCGUAAGGUAAGCGAAACCGGUGUCGCUCGCGCGAAUCCCAACGACUAAAAUAUCAGGAACAAAGCUUGAAGAAUUUU